AUGGGUAAAUUGACACAGCUUUUAUUGCACCCGACCGAGGUCCUGGCCUUGAUACAGUACAAGUACUUCAAGCACGAAAAGCACCCACGGGACCCGACGCAGGAACCAGCGUCGCUCCAGCGGUGCUACGAGUUGUUACGCGUGACAUCGCGGUCGUUUGCAGCGGUGAUCCAGGAGCUCCAUCCCGAACUCCGUGACGCAAUCAUGUUGUUCUACAUCAUCUUGCGGGCGUUGGACACGGUGGAAGACGACAUGAGCAUCGAUCCGAAGAUCAAGGUCCCGCUCUUGCGCGGGUUCGACGCCAAAUUGUUGACGAAGAACUGGACGUUCAACGGGAACGCACCAGGCGAGAAGGACCGUGUGGUGCUUGUUGAGUUUGACCAGAUCCUCAUUGAAUACCACAAGUUGAAACCAGCGUACCAGGACAUCAUCAAGGACAUCACACACCGCAUGGGCAACGGGAUGGCGGACUACAUCAUGGAUGAGAACUUCAACACCAACGGCGUUGCCACCAAGAAGGACUACGACUUGUACUGCCACUAUGUUGCGGGCCUUGUCGGGGAGGGAUUGACGAAAAUGAUUGUCGUGGCGCAGUUUGGCGACGAAUCCCUCGCCGACAAGAUGUACUUGGCCGAUUCCAUGGGCCUCUUCUUGCAGAAGGUCAACAUCAUCCGCGACUACUACGAGGACUUAUGUGACGGGCGCUCGUUCUGGCCUCGUGAGAUCUGGGCCAAACACUGCACCGCUCUCCCAGACUUUGCUGCCGCUUCUGAUGACACCAAGGGUCUCGAUUGUAUCUCUGAAAUGGUUGAAGACGCGUUAGGUCAUGCGACCGAUGUUCUCACCUACUUAUCUUUGAUCCGUGACCAGUCUACCUUCAACUUCUGCGCCAUCCCCCAAGUCAUGGCCAUCGCUACCUUGGAGUUGAUCUACCAGAACCCCGCUAUCCUCCACCGCGCCAACGUCAAAAUCCGCAAGUCCUUGACGUGUAAGCUCAUCUUAGAGUCCAGAACGAUGCCAGGCGUGGUACACAUCUUCGAGCGCUUCGUGGCGAAAAUUCACCACAAGUCGAAUGUCACCGACGCCAACUAUUUGUCAAUGGGUAUCAUCUGCGGCAAGAUUGUCCAGACAAUCGAGUGUAUGUAUCCUGUGGAUCCAAUCCAAAAGCAGUCCCAGUUGGGUGCUGGUGCCGCCAACCCGGUCGUGCAGGUCAUCAGAGCCAGACAGCAGAUGGAUGACGAGAUGGCGCAGAUCAUGAUCGCCGAGAGGAUGAAGGUCAACUUGGUAUUGAUGCUUGUCGGGCUGCUUGUCGUGUCGCUCGUAUACGUCAUUGCCGACCAGAAACAUUCAUAG
Molecule: messenger RNA, 1353 nt
Organism: Babjeviella inositovora NRRL Y-12698
Lineage: Eukaryota; Fungi; Ascomycota; Pichiomycetes; Serinales
Gene: ERG9
Product: bifunctional farnesyl-diphosphate farnesyltransferase/squalene synthase
Exons: 2
Coding region: 1-1353 (450 amino acids)
Biological process (GO): ergosterol biosynthetic process; farnesyl diphosphate metabolic process
Cellular component (GO): endoplasmic reticulum membrane
Molecular function (GO): squalene synthase [NAD(P)H] activity
Source: RefSeq, a predicted model, not a curated record